CCCAUCCCCGCCGCCCUUUGCCUGGCCGGGGGAAGCGGCCACCCAGCGAUGCGCCCGGCGUGAGGGAGCCCGUGCCCCCGCCGCCGCCCGCAGCAUGCCGCCCUCCCCGAAGAGACCCCGCGCGGCCGCGGCCGCCGCCUGCCCUGCCAUGCUGCUGCUGCUCCUGUGCUUGGGCUGGGCGCGGGGACACUCCCGGGGGGCGGCCGGGCUGGCCCCCAACGCCACCACGCCGAUCUCCAUCAUGGGCUUGAUGCCGCUCAGCCAGUCGGAGGAGGACCAGAAGAGCAAGAUCGGCCGGGGCGUGCUGCCCGCCGUGCAGCUGGCCAUGGAUCAGAUCCGCAACGAGUCCCUGCUCAACCCCUACUCGCUGGACCUCCGGCUCUAUGACACCGAGUGUGACAAUGCAAAAGGACUCAAAGCCUUCUAUGAUGCAAUAAAAUAUGGACCUAAUCAUCUGAUGGUUUUUGGUGGAGUAUGUGCAACAGUCACUUCUAUCAUUGCUGAAUCCCUAAAAGGAUGGAAUUUAGUUCAGCUUUCAUUUGCAGCAACAACCCCAGAGCUGGCUGAUAAGAAAAAAUAUCCUUAUUUCUUCCGGACAGUACCAUCUGAUAAUGCAGUGAAUCCUGCGAUUUUGAAGUUACUCAAAUAUUAUCAAUGGAAGAGGGUGGGAACUCUAACCCAGGAUGUACAAAGAUUCUCUGAGGUGAGGAAUGAUCUGACCGGUGUUCUGUAUGGUGAAGACAUCGAGAUUUCAGAUACUGAGAGUUUCUCCAAUGAUCCCUGCACCAAUGUCAAAAAGCUCAAGGGUAAUGAUGUUCGGAUAAUCCUUGGCCAGUUUGAUGAGCAAAUGGCAGCAAAAGUGUUCUGUUGUGCUUAUGAUGAGGAGAUGUAUGGCAGUAAAUAUCAGUGGAUCAUUCCUGGGUGGUAUGAAAGUUCAUGGUGGGAAUCUUGGAUUAAUUCUUCACACUGUCUCAGCAAAAACCUUCUUACUGCCAUGGAAGGUUACAUUGGAGUGGAUUUUGAACCUCUCAGUUCAAAAGUGAUAAAGACCAUAUCAGGACGGACUCCACAGCAGUAUGAAAAGGAGUAUAAUGACAAACGGGGAGAUGGACAGUCCAGUAAAUUUCAUGGUUAUGCCUACGAUGGAAUAUGGGUGAUUGCCAAAACACUGCAGCGGGCAAUGAAAUAUCUCAACACUACAAACAAACACCAAAAAAUCGAGGAUUUUAACUACACAAACCACAAACUUGGCAAAAUAUUUCUGGAUGCUAUGAAUGAAACCAACUUCUUUGGUGUAACGGGUCAAGUUGUGUUCAGAAAUGGAGAGAGAAUGGGAACCAUCAAAUUUACACAGUUUCAAGAUAGAAAGGAAGUGAAGGUGGGAGAGUAUAAUGCUGUAGCUGAUACACUGGAAAUAAUCAACAACACCAUCAGGUUCCAAGGAUUGGAGCCUCCAAAGGACAAAACGAUUAUACAAGAACAGCUGCGCAAGAUCUCCUUGCCUCUCUACAGUAUUCUUUCAGCACUUACUAUCCUAGGAAUGAUCAUGGCCAGUGCUUUUUUGUUCUUUAACAUCAAAAACAGAAAUCAGAAGCUAAUAAAGAUGUCCAGUCCCUACAUGAACAACCUUAUUAUCCUUGGGGGGAUGCUUUCCUAUGCCUCUAUUUUUCUUUUUGGCCUUGAUGGAUCCUUUGUCUCUGAAAAGACAUUUGAGACACUUUGCACAGUCCGGACAUGGAUUCUUACAGUGGGCUAUACAACUGCAUUUGGAGCAAUGUUUGCAAAAACCUGGAGAGUUCAUGCAAUUUUCAAAAAUGUAAAAAUGAAGAAAAAGAUUAUUAAGGACCAGAAGCUGAUGGUGAUAGUUGGAGGGAUGCUGCUGAUUGAUCUUUGCAUCUUGAUUUGCUGGCAGGUUGUGGACCCCUUGAGAAGGACUGUGGAAAAGUACAACAUGGAGCCGGACCCUGCAGGCAGAGAUAUUUCCAUUCGUCCAAUUUUAGAGCACUGUGAAAACACUCACAUGACCAUUUGGCUUGGCAUUGUCUAUGCCUACAAAGGGCUGCUCAUGUUAUUUGGUUGUUUUUUAGCAUGGGAGACUCGAAAUGUCAGCAUUCCUGCUUUGAAUGACAGCAAAUACAUCGGGAUGAGCGUAUACAACGUGGGGAUCAUGUGCAUUAUUGGAGCUGCAGUUUCAUUCCUCACUCGGGACCAGCCCAAUGUUCAAUUCUGCAUUGUUGCUUUAGUCAUUAUAUUCUGCAGUACCAUUACACUCUGCCUUGUUUUUGUACCUAAGUUAAUCACACUGAGGACAAAUCCUGAUGCGGCCACUCAGAACAGACGUUUCCAAUUCACUCAAAAUCAAAAGAAAGAAGACUCAAAAACAUCAACAUCAGUCACCAGUGUCAAUCAAGCCAGUACAUCUCGGCUAGAAGGACUGCAGUCAGAAAACCACCGCUUGAGAAUGAAAAUCACAGAGCUAGACAAAGAUUUAGAAGAGGUUACUAUGCAGCUCCAGGACACACCUGAGAAGACAACAUACAUUAAGCAGAACCACUAUCAGGAUCUUAAUGACAUCCUCAGUAUACGGAACUUUACAGACAGCAAAGAUGGUGAGAAAGCUGUUUUGAAAAAUCACCUUGAUCAAAAUCCACAAGCACAGUGGAGCACAACAGAGCCCUCCAGAACAAGCAAAGAUCCUAUAGAAGACAUCAACUCUCCAGAACAUAUCCAACGCCGAUUGUCUUUACAACUGCCCAUUCUUCACCAUGCCUACCUGCCAUCCAUAGGCGGAGUUGACGCUAGCUGCGCCAGUCCGUGUGUAAGCCCCAGUGCCAGUCCUCGGCACAGGCAUGUGCCGCCAUCUUUUCGAGUGAUGGUUUCUGGCCUGUAGAAAUGGGGGAUCAGAGCUUCCUGAACUGCUUUUACGUACUCAGUGACUGGACUGAACAUCAGACGUAGAACUCUGCUAUAAACAUACUAUUUGCUCUUACCACACGGAGGAACUAGUGCUAAGGCCAUCAUCAUGGGAGUACCAGUGUAACUCAUGUGGAAAGGCGAGAGCAAGAGAUACCUGGAGUUUGAUCUGUAGCCUUAUUCAUGGAUCUUUUAUUUCUUCACAAAGAAGUCGUUGAAAAUAUUUCUUCCCAAAUUUCUACUGGAGGCUGGGAAAUACGAAUCUUGCAAAAAAUGAGACUAUUAAAAAAAAACCCACUCAACUGUCACUGUUACAUGGCUGCUGAAAACAUGGAACUAUAUGCUGUCCAUGUAAGAAAAAUAAAAUGAUAGCGCUAUAACAUUUAUUGAAAUAGAUACACUUCAUUUUACAAAAGUUGUGUUAAAUUGUUGGAAGCAUUCUGCACUGGUUAGUCUUGCUUGUUUUCAUUUCAGAGAGGAUUUUCAGUGGGAAAGGGGGAUUUUGAGAAAUGAUUCCUGAAGUGUGAUUGAGACUCUGUGUUGCUAAUAGCAGGGUCCCCCUGUAACUAAAAACUCUACACAGGGCAGAAGCAGAGGUUGUAGCAACAGCCCUGAGGCAUUACCACCUACAGAGCUGCUGUUCCAAGUCAGAGCUCUUUACAGUUCUCCAGGGAUUAGAUGUGGUGAUUGCCAGGUUCCCAUGCUGACCAUAAGGGACUUAUUUUGACAGAGUUUCUGCCUCUCUUUCAAAAUAAACACAACCAACCGUAAUAUACAAAGCCGGCAGAAAAAGUCCUCGGGCUGCUAACUCAAUAAGCUGAGGAUGGAUGGGUAGUAAAGUCUUAAUGUCACAGGAUGGAUUGAUUUUCACAGUUUGUUUGAAUUAUGCCACACAUAAUUACAAUCAUACUAAUUUAGUAGACGGGGUGGGUGGGGGGAACAGGGCACAGCACUUUGCGGCUGCAGGCAAUUUCUGCAGAGUACAUAGACAAUAAUAUACACUACCUUUGCUUGGUACCUGUAUGUGUGACAGUUGUAACUGGUAAUAGGUGGUAUAAACCAAGUUUGACCAUAGAAUAUUUGGUUUGACUAUGAUAAAUAAAGGUGUGGAAAAAGCAUGAAUUUUAAUCUCUCUGUUGAUCGGGGCUGAUCGCAUUUCAUAUUUGAGCUCAUACCUUAGCUCUACUCCCCUAAGCAAAGUUAUUCUAAGGUUGUUGUAAGAGGUUCUAGCUGAACCAAUCUUAGCGACAUUCUCACAAACUGUAAGGAAGGCCUGAUCCCAGUCUAUCCUCCAGUAUAUUGGCAAUGUGAUGUAUCACGGCCUUGUCAGUUGUUAAGACCCGUGAUUUUCUUAAACGAAAUAAAAAUAUUGUCUUGCUAAAAAUAGCAGUGGUGCCCCAGAAUGCACUUGGUGUCUUUAACCAAUGCCUGCCCACCUCACACAUUCUGAAGUGACUAUUCCACAAACACUCCCAGAUCAGCGAUGACUUUAACGAGCUGCUUUCAGUAGCUGCACAGUGGAAGAGGCUUAUUAACAGAGGGACUUAAUUGCAGCUUUGACAAACAAGCAAAAAUCUUCACCACGUAGCCAAAAUAACCAUAAAUAUAAAUCUUCCAAUGGGAGCAUCACAAAAUAUUUCACUUGGCACAUACAGUAAGAGAGAUUAUGGAGGUACCUGUAGCUUUUAGAACAAAAACAUGUAAGUAUAACACAGGUAAAAUAGAAUUCAUUACUCUGUUUAAGCAUUGAUGUUGUCACUCAAUGUGUGUUGACAGUAUUCUCUUGCUUUAUUGAUUUAAUCAGGGCCUGGUUUAUUUUAAAAGGAAUCUGUUAAUUUGUAAAAGAGAAAAGGACAAAACUGUAUAUAAUGUAUACACAAACAUUGCUGUAGAAAUAUUAAUCCAACAUAGCAGGAAAAACUCAAAAGUAUUGGCCUGAUGGAGGUGAGUGUGUGUGUGUCUGUAACUUUGUGAAUACUGACUGUGUGCCGUUUAUUAGGUUUAAACCAUGCAGUACAUUCUUUGUCUCAAUGAUACUGUAGUUUCUCCCAUGACAUUUUUUUAAUUUCCUGCAGCAUAACAAGACCCACCAAGUGAAUAUAGCUAUUUAAUGUUUCUGUUCUUUUAUACUGCAGCAAAACAGUACUGUAAAUUUAUGAAGAGGCUGUGCCCCAAUGGCAUUUUCCAAUGAUGUUAGUGCACAAAUGCUUUAAACUAGACUGGGACUGCCAGAAGAAAAUGUAAAUGAAAAAUUUCUUGUAUACCCUUAUACUGCAUGAGAUCAAUUUUUAAAAAAAUUGUUGCAAAUCUGUUUUUAUGAAUAAAAUAUAGAAAAUCUAA
Caretta caretta (loggerhead turtle) is the source of this 5253-nucleotide messenger RNA. It is a transcript of the gene GABBR2, whose product is annotated as gamma-aminobutyric acid type B receptor subunit 2. NCBI's taxonomy places the organism in Eukaryota, Metazoa, Chordata, Testudines, Cheloniidae. Gene Ontology annotation, cellular component: membrane; G protein-coupled receptor heterodimeric complex. Gene Ontology annotation, biological process: G protein-coupled receptor signaling pathway; gamma-aminobutyric acid signaling pathway. Gene Ontology annotation, molecular function: G protein-coupled GABA receptor activity. The record is from RefSeq and is a predicted model, not a curated record.